This is a messenger RNA of Closterium sp. Naga37s-1, 634 nucleotides long. The record is from the annotation of a GenBank genome assembly. Lineage: Eukaryota; Viridiplantae; Streptophyta; Zygnematophyceae; Desmidiales; Closteriaceae.
CUCCCCCGCUUUUGUCAUCCGAAACGGCUACGGUACAGGAGCGAACAAGUGGAUCUUCUAUCUCGAGGGCGGAGGCUGGUGCUUCAGUAUUAAGCAGUGCGCCGUUCGGUCCAAGACUAUGCUCGGGUCCUCCCGUUACUACAACCAAUCGAAAGACAUUGACUUGGGCGGAAUCGCGAGUAGUGACAUUAAGAUCAACCCAGGUUUCCAUAACUGGAAUUUUGUCAUUUUCAAAUACUGCGACGGUGCUGCUUUUGCUGGUAGCCGUGGUGUCGUGCAGCCGCGUAGCGUCAACAGCAACAAGCCGCCGGUGUACAUGGAAGGCCGGUGGAACCUUAUAGGGAUAGUGGAGGAGCUUUUAGCGAAGCAGAAUCUGAGGCAGGCUACAGACGUGCUGUUGGCCGGCUGUAGCGCGGGGGGACAAGGGGUCAGCAUGGUGUGUGAUGGUGUUGCCAAGUGGAUGGCUCAGUUCGGAGCCAAGACUCGAUGCCUCAUGGACGCUGGAUUCUUCAUGGACAUCCCCACUGUACGAGGCGCGUACGCCUUUCGCCGUCGGAUGAGCCAGCUGGCGUCAACAGCAAAUCUUGCGCAAUCCAGCUAUGACGUGGGCUGCGCUGCUGGUGAGUGUGCCUAG